AGUAAACUCAGCCCAUUCCCUCCUUUUUUUCACUCCUCUCUCUUUCUCUCUCUGCAAUUAAUCGAUCUCUGCUCUGAUCGAUCUCGUUCGCGUAUCUUAGCUGGAGAAUUGGUGGAUGCGACGGUGAUUCAUACCAAUCGGUUGUUGUUUACUGAAUUGAGUAUUGAUUUGCGGUUGAUUUGUGCAGUUACUUUAAUUUUGCUUUAAUUUCUGGAAAUGAGGAGAAUGCAUGUUGAUUUUACUAAUUUUGGUUCUGUUUUGGUAGUUUCUAGGGCCGGAAUUUUACUUGUGACGUGAAUCAAUGCCAUAUCGGUUUGUUGUUUUACUAGCAUUGUAUGCUGGAUAUCUACAUUGGAUAGGAAUUUGUUUCAUGAUGGUAUAUGUGUGAUUGGCUGGUUGAAAUUGAUUUAAAAUCACGGAUCUAGGCGAUUAUGCAAAUUUGAAGAUAGUUUAGCUACUAUAGUUGACUUCAGCGCUGUUUUCCUAAGAAUUGUAUGAUAUUUAGUAAACUUCGUCGAUCAAGUAGAAAUAUCCAUGAGAUGUGCUACUUUUAUUAUCAAAUUUAUUUGUGUUACACACCGGUAGAUAUAGUGCUGAUGUAGCUUGUGCAUUGUGUCCUGACAUUUCUUUUUGUCCUUCCGUUCAUGUUCUGGCGACUGACCAUGAAUAAAAUCAAUGGUGACAGAUGGAGCAGUAUGAAAAAGUGGAGAAGAUUGGCGAGGGAACAUAUGGAGUAGUAUACAAAGCUCGUGAUCGUGUAACUAAUGAAACCAUUGCCCUGAAGAAAAUCAGGCUGGAGCAAGAGGAUGAGGGGGUGCCAAGCACUGCUAUCAGAGAGAUUUCUCUUUUAAAAGAGAUGCAGCAUGGAAAUAUUGUAAGGUUGCAGGAUGUGGUGCACAGUGAGAAGCGUUUGUAUUUGGUAUUUGAAUACCUGGACUUGGAUUUGAAGAAACACAUGGAUUCUUGUCCAGAGUUCUCACAGGAUCCUCGUCUGAUAAAAACGUUUCUGUAUCAAAUACUAUGUGGAAUUGCCUAUUGUCAUUCUCAUCGUGUUCUUCAUCGAGACUUGAAACCUCAAAACUUGCUAAUAGAUCGGCGUACCAAUGCACUGAAACUUGCAGACUUUGGACUGGCCAGAGCAUUUGGUAUUCCUGUCAGGACAUUUACACAUGAGGUUGUGACUCUAUGGUACAGGGCUCCAGAGAUUCUCCUUGGUUCGCGGCACUAUUCUACUCCUGUUGAUGUGUGGUCCGUUGGCUGUAUAUUUGCUGAGAUGGUAAACAAGCAGGCAUUGUUUCCUGGGGACUCUGAAAUUGAUGAACUCUUCAGAAUUUUUAGGGUCAUGGGCACCCCAACUGAGGACACAUGGCCUGGAGUAACAUCCCUGCCCGAUUUUAAAUCAUCAUUUCCAAAGUGGCCGUCCAAGGAUCUGGCAACUGUGGUACCAAAUCUUGAUUCAUUUGGCCUUGACCUCCUUCGUAAAAUGCUGUGCUUAGAUCCUAGCAAAAGAAUCACGGCAAGGGCUGCUCUUGAGCAUGAGUACUUCAAGGACAUUGACUUUGUCCCUUAAUACGGUAUUAUCCUCAUCCCGAUGCAAAUGUAUAUUUAUUAUGUGCAUCUGUGAGGUUCUAAGUUAUCAGAUAUGAAACGCAUGAUAUCCGGGUGAAUCGGGUGAUGUUACCUCCCUGUUUUUGGUUUCUUGGGUGUGCUUCGGUUGUUGUUAUGGGCAAAGCAAUUCCGGACUUAACAGUAGCUCGUUCUUUCACUUGCUUAUCGCCCUCCUUCUGUGGUUGCUUCAUUUUUGUCGGGUUCGUUGUAGGAUCGGGUUGUUGUAAGACAUUUUAGAUUUGGCUUGCUCUUUAUAGUAGAUGUUAUGGUGUGCUUUUGGUUGCUUA
Messenger RNA from Salvia miltiorrhiza (redroot sage), 1895 nucleotides. RefSeq names its product cell division control protein 2 homolog A-like. The coding region runs from base 686 to 1570 and encodes 294 amino acids. Gene Ontology annotation, molecular function: cyclin binding; cyclin-dependent protein serine/threonine kinase activity; ATP binding. The transcript is spliced from 9 exons. NCBI's taxonomy places the organism in Eukaryota, Viridiplantae, Streptophyta, Magnoliopsida, Lamiales, Lamiaceae. The record is from RefSeq and is a predicted model, not a curated record. Gene Ontology annotation, cellular component: nucleus; cytoplasm; cyclin-dependent protein kinase holoenzyme complex. Gene Ontology annotation, biological process: protein phosphorylation; G1/S transition of mitotic cell cycle; regulation of meiotic cell cycle.